Molecule: messenger RNA, 2176 nt
Organism: Lytechinus variegatus (green sea urchin)
Lineage: Eukaryota; Metazoa; Echinodermata; Echinoidea; Temnopleuroida; Toxopneustidae
Gene: idh3b
Product: isocitrate dehydrogenase [NAD] subunit beta, mitochondrial-like
Exons: 10
Coding region: 63-1184 (373 amino acids)
Biological process (GO): tricarboxylic acid cycle; isocitrate metabolic process
Cellular component (GO): mitochondrion
Molecular function (GO): NAD binding; magnesium ion binding; oxidoreductase activity, acting on the CH-OH group of donors, NAD or NADP as acceptor
Source: RefSeq, a predicted model, not a curated record
UUAAUCGACCGAUUGAUUGAUUGAACCGGUGAUUUACCGAUACCGUACCGGUACGAAUCAAAAUGGCGAGUUCUAUGACGAAAAUUUUCCGGGCUGCCGCCGUGCAGCUAUCCAAACAACACAUUAGAGGCAGUCAGCGAUGCUUUUCUGCUACAGCAGUGACAAAGCAGUCAGAUGAUAUCAAGACAGUCACCCUAAUUCCUGGUGAUGGUGUGGGACCAGAACUCAUGCAAUCAGUCAAGGAGGUCUUUAAAGCUGGUGGUGUUCCUGUGCAAUUUGAUGAGAUCUUUAUCAGUGAGGUGAUGGAUCAUCAAAGUGCUGGUGUUGAUGAUGUGGUGGAUUCUUUGAAGAAGAAUCAUGUAGCACUCAAAGGAAUCAUCCACACACCUACUGCAGGUGGCACAGGAAAGCUGCAAACGCUCAACAUGAAACUAAGGAAUGAGUUGGACCUGUUUGCCAAUGUUGUUCGCUGUCGUACCAUCCCUGGUGUGAAAACUAGACAUUCUAAUCUAGACUUUGUGGUUAUCAGAGAACAGACAGAAGGUGAAUACAGUGCUCUGGAACAUGAGAGUAUACCUGGAGUUGUAGAAUGUUUGAAGAUCAUAACCAGAGCUAAGUCAGAAAGGAUUGCCAAGUUUGCCUUUGACUAUGCCACAAAACAUGAUAGGAAGAAGGUCACUGCUGUUCACAAGGCUAACAUCAUGAAGCUAAGUGAUGGCCUAUUCCUUGAGAGCUGUCGGCAGAUCUCAACUCUCUACCCUAAGAUAGAGUUUGAGGCCAUGAUCGUUGAUAACACCUGUAUGCAGCUGGUCUCCAAUCCUCAUCAGUUUGAUGUCAUGGUUACACCCAAUCUCUAUGGCAACAUUGUUGAUAACCUCGCUGCCGGUCUAGUUGGUGGUGCUGGAGUGGUUCCAGGAGAGAACUUCUCAAAAGAUUAUGCAAUCUUUGAACCGGGAGCAAGACACACCUUUUCCCAAGCUGUUGGUCGAAGCAUUGCCAACCCUACCUGUAUGCUACUGACUGCUGCCAACAUGCUCAAACAUCUCAACCUUGACGUGUAUGCUAAGACAAUGACUGAUGCUAUUGAGAGAGUCAUCAAGGGUGGAAAAGUUCGAACUCAAGAUCUCGGUGGCUAUGCAACAACCCAUGAAUUCACAAAUGCAGUCAUCAGCAACAUGAGAUAGACGGCCAUGUUUUUACUUGCCAUUUUCUGAGGAGAUUUCAAAGACUUGAAGAAAUCAACAUUAUAUCUCAGUAUUUAUUUGAAUAGAAAAACUAAUUUUUGCGAUUGCAGAAGAGUAUUAUAUCAUAUUGGUGAUAAAUGGUGUUUAAGUGCGAAUGAGAAUUCUACCUAAAUGAAUUUCAUACACAUGAUGAAGUUUGAAUAUUCUGGUCAACAAAACUGUUUUUGUUCUGAAAGAUGCUCUCCUCAAACAAGAAAUCAUUUUCCUUUUUUUUGUGUGUCAGUAGCUUUUGUACCAAAUAUGGAAAAAAAUACCUGUACUGUGAUGUGUCUGUCUGGCACAAAUUGACUUCAAAUUUAGUUGUGGGGAAAAUGUACAUGGUAGAAUUCACAGAGGUAGAUUUAAAAAGUUGGUUUUGAUAUUGUUGUUUGAAACCAGGAUUUAUACAGAUUUCAUUCUAAAACUUAGGCUGAGUAUGUUAGAAAAGUCUUAUAGUAGUGUUUAUUCAGAUUAGUUGAAGGAAGCAGUAGACGUACUUAUCCAUCUUUAUGGGCUUAAACGAAAAUUAGGCUUAAACCAUAGCAACAACAUAAAUUAACCACAUCUGAGACAGAAGCAUGAUUUGACCUUUUCAAAGUUCUUGCUAAAUGGGAAUGCAGCCUUGGUCAUAAAAUGUUGUGUUGGAAAGGAGAAAGAAAACAAAACAAAACAGAAUUGUGAAAGUUUGAAAGAAAUUUGACAAGCAAUAAGAAAGUUAUGGCUGCAUUAAAAUUGAGAUUCCUAAGACUAUGUAGAUUUUGAAUUGUCAACUGGGUAUUAAAGUAAAUAUGACAAUAAGGGCACGGGCAACUUUCCCAUAGGCCAUGUACUUAAUUAUCACGGAUUUGUGUUUUUCUCUGUAGUACCUUUGAACCUGUGAAAAAAUGACAUUUUAGCCAUUUUAUGUAUUGGAGUACAUGGAAGAGUACUUUUUGCCUUACAUCACUAUGACA